AUGAUUUCCUUGUCGCCUGGACAGCAGUAGCACAAACAGCCUGCAGCAAGCCAGCAACGCACCACCGAGGCACACCGCGGUAGAGAGAAAUCUCUAGCUCAGCUCGCCCCGUAUGGCGGCCGCCGUGGCGCUGACCCCGUCCUCUCCUCCUCCCACCGCAUCCCUCCGCGGCUGCAAUGAUGGCUGCCUGCGCCUCUCGCCCCGCCGCCCCCGCCACGGCGCGGGCCGCUGCAGGGCCACGGCGCCGACCUUUCAGGGGGGCCCCGCCGCCAGCUACGCCCGCGAGAUGGAGCGCCUCUCCGCAAAGGAGUCGCUCCUCCUCGCUUUCAAAGAUGCUGGAGGAUUUCAAGCCUUGGUUAGCGGGAAGACCACAGAGAUGCAGAGGAUCGAUGUCAACGAGCGAGUCGUUGAACUUGAACGCCUGAACCCCACUCCGCGCCCCACAACAUCACCCUUUCUGGAGGGUAGAUGGAACUUUGAAUGGUUUGGUGACAGCAGUCCUGGAGCAUUUGCCGCCCGGCUUUUGUUUGAGAGGUCACCUACAACUGUUGCGCACUUUAUGGGACUUGAUGUGUUGAUCAAGGAUGGAUACUCCAAACUUUCAUCUAACCUCAAGUUCUUAAAUACGAUACAAAGCAAGUUUCUACUGACUACCCAAUUGUCCGUGGAGGGUCCCAUCAGGAUGAAAGAGGAAUACAUAGAGUUCCUUAUAGAGAUCCCCAAAAUCAGCGAAGAAACACUGCCUGAACAACUAAAGGGCUUGAUUGGACAAACUGCAGGAGCUCUACAACAACUUCCGAGCCCCAUAAAGGAUGCUGUUGCACAGGGGCUUAAAUUGCCACUUAGUGAAGCAUUCCAACGCUUAUUCAUGAUCUCUUACUUGGAUGAAGAAAUACUGAUCAUCAGAGAUGCUGCUGGAGCACCUGAUGUCUUAACCAGACUGGAGGGUCUACAACCAAAUCCAAUUGAUGGCACAGCAGACGCAGUGAUCUGAGAAUAGGAAAGCUAAUGCCUUACUACUAAUUGUAACUGUCGAUGGUUCCUUUCUCUUCUUUUUUUUUUGUCAUUUUUCUCAGCCUUGCAGAUACAUAAGCUGUAGUGCAUGUUAACAGCCACUUGUAUAUUUUUAUUUUCAUUCCUUUCGGC
Phragmites australis (common reed) is the source of this 1146-nucleotide messenger RNA. RefSeq names its product probable plastid-lipid-associated protein 13, chloroplastic. Bases 113 to 994 code for a protein of 293 amino acids. The record is from RefSeq and is a predicted model, not a curated record. NCBI's taxonomy places the organism in Eukaryota, Viridiplantae, Streptophyta, Magnoliopsida, Poales, Poaceae. The transcript has 7 exons.